Messenger RNA from Lactuca sativa (garden lettuce), 1482 nucleotides. RefSeq names its product ubiquitin-conjugating enzyme 37 (gene UBC37). NCBI's taxonomy places the organism in Eukaryota, Viridiplantae, Streptophyta, Magnoliopsida, Asterales, Asteraceae. The record is from RefSeq and is a predicted model, not a curated record.
GAUUCGUAAAUGGUUUACAAUAUCUUUGAAGAGCCGCGCCAUCAUAUUUCCCUCCAGAAACGUGAAUUUGAGAUCGAAAAUUUUCAAAUUAGUAGCGAACAAAGCAACAAACAAAAAGAUUCAACUGACGAUCACCGGAAAGUGGUGAAAUCAUCGAUAAUCGACAAUGGCUCAAGCCGCAAGACUCAAUCUCCGGAUGCAAAAAGAAGUCAAACUCCUCCUCACCGACCCACCUCCCGGUGCUUCUUUCCCUCACCUCUCUCCCACCUCCGAUCUUUCUUCCUUCUCUCUCACCGCCAUCGAUGCCCAGAUCCAGGGUCCCGAAGAUACAGUUUAUGAAAAGGGGGUUUUCAAGAUUAAGAUCCAAAUACCCGAAAGGUACCCAUUUCAGCCCCCUAUUGUAACGUUUGCCACUCCUAUUUACCACCCAAACAUCGACACAGGAGGCCGAAUCUGUCUUGACAUUCUUAACCUCCCUCCAAAGGGUGCAUGGCAACCAUCUUUAAACAUUUCUACUGUUCUAACAAGCAUUGGAUUGUUACUGAGUGAACCCAACCCUGAUGAUGGCCUAAUGUGUGAAGCUAGCAAAGAGUAUAAAUACAACAAACAAGUCUUUGAUCAAAAGGCACGAUCCAUGACUGAAAAAUAUGCCAAAUCUGAUACUUCAGGGUCAAAGUCAAACACAGGGGUAAAUGAGGAACCUUUAAAUUUAACCCCCCAGUCACAAAUUCAAGAACCAAAGCAAGAUUUGAAAGAUUUUCCAUUUGAUCAUAAUGAUCAAGAUAACAUACAAGAACCGAUUAGGUCAAAAAAACUAUGUCUUUCUGGCAAGAAUCUACAACAAGAAGCCAUGGAUUCAACCAAAGACUCCAUUGAUGGAACUUGCUUUACAAACCCUAAAAGAAAGAAGCUUGGUUUGAGUGGAAAGAAACAAUCUUUAGGGCUUUUAAGCAUACCCCAGAAUAAAGAAAAUGAUUAUAAUGGGAAAACGGGUUCAUGUGGUGGAAAUAACAUGUCAAAGGUGCCACAAGAUGAUAAUGGAAAGCCUACAAAGUUAAGAAAGCCACUUCAAGUUAUGGAAGAAAAUGAUAAUCAUAACAUGAAGGUAAAAGUAGACCAUGGAAAUUCGACUACAAGUGAUUUGAAAGAUUGUGGUGAAAGAGCAGAAGGAGAGGGAUUGUGUGAUUUAGGGGAAGUGAUUGUAUUGGAUAGUGAAGAUAGUGAAGAGGAAACAACAAACACCAUGAAAUCUAGACGUUUGAUUGCAAGAAAGAGGUUGUUGGGUAAAUAUUAAGCUUUGGAGAAGUGUUAACAUUAACAUUGUUUUCAAGUUUGAUAAAGAACACUACUUUUUGCUUUGUUAUCACUUAGUAUUUCUCAUACUAAAAAAUGAACUUUUAAUGUUUUUAUGACUCUUUUUGUAUUAUUAUUAAGUCGGAGAUGAUGGUGGAAAUGAUAUAUAUGGAUAGAAGUUUGAUUUCA